Drosophila ficusphila is the source of this 630-nucleotide messenger RNA. RefSeq lists its product as uncharacterized. NCBI's taxonomy places the organism in Eukaryota, Metazoa, Arthropoda, Insecta, Diptera, Drosophilidae. The coding region runs from base 269 to 595 and encodes 108 amino acids. The transcript has 2 exons. The record is from RefSeq and is a predicted model, not a curated record.
CCCGCUUCUGUGGGACCUCCAGCAUGCGCCGUAUCCGCCUGUUCCUGCUCUACUGCAGGCGAGAAGAUGGGUGGAGAUUUUGGCACCUUUGUCGGUGAUCUCCCCAUCUUGCUACUCUUCCUAAAUGGGUCAGCUUCUGGCGCAGCAGAGUCUUCAGCUGCUGCGCUUUUGGCCUUGCCCUGAGUCGUCUCCUUAGUUAUGCUAACCGGGCCAGGGCCACGGCUCGCCAUCCUUUAAAUCUUUUGACUCCUACCUGUCGCCUAAAAAUAUGCUAUACUUGGUCGGAGGAGAGCUUGCUUUAGAGCUUUCCCCGCGAGUUGGCAGCUCGGCUAACGCUUGCGCAAAAGUUGGUAACUCUGCAGCGCAGCUGAUCAGUCAACUGACCACGAAGAUGGCAGACCUAAUCACCCAAUUCGGAAAAUUGAGUGAAAAGGGCUUUCACUCACCUGCAGGGGGGUAUCACCCCUUCGUCCCAGUGCCGAGCCGACGCUACUGGAGCCAGAGGGAUUCUGGGGUCCAGGGAAGACCUCCGCACACUGAUGUCGCACACGCGGAUCACAACGUAGGAAACUUGUUUUCGCGCACUCGAAUAUAAAACACGUCCGGUACGCAACGACUUUCCACUCUCUC